This is a messenger RNA of Cotesia glomerata, 9291 nucleotides long. It is a transcript of the gene pcx, whose product is annotated as pecanex-like protein 1. Gene Ontology annotation, cellular component: membrane; endoplasmic reticulum. The record is from RefSeq and is a predicted model, not a curated record. The coding region runs from base 726 to 7703 and encodes 2325 amino acids. The transcript is spliced from 11 exons. Gene Ontology annotation, biological process: endoplasmic reticulum organization. Lineage: Eukaryota; Metazoa; Arthropoda; Insecta; Hymenoptera; Braconidae.
ACAGUUUCUCUCAUAGGGAUGCCGUGUAUCGGACGGAGGGAUAUAAUAGAAACUUUACGAUUGAAAAAGUACGAAAGGGAAUUUAGUUCAAGAGCCUCCUCACGACAAGACCUACUAAACGUCAAGUCAAGUUUAUUGUCUUUUAAAGUUUUCGCUCAGCACAGUUUUGCAUCAUCAUUUAGAUCAACUAGUCAUACAUACAUAGUUAUAUGUACCAUACAAUUACAAUCACCACCAAUGAAAUGUCAGUUAUUAUAUAUAUCUAUAUUCUAUGGCUGUGAACAUCUGAGAGAUGGAUUUGGAUAUGUUCAUAUGGCUCAUAGGUGAUAAAAUACAUAUCGUGUGUGCGCAAGAGAUCCAUUGAUUAUCAGUCAGAGAUAAAAAGAUGCACAACCUCACUGAUCAUCACUGUCUGAUUAUCAUCUCACCGAAUAAUACACUUCGCAAGUAGUCAUUCAACGUGUAUCUAAGUGUGUGAAUAUUCUAAUAAUUAUUAUUAUAAUUAUAAUAAUACCAAUAACAACAAUAAUAAUAAAUAGUAUAAAAGAUAAGUGAAAAUAAAUAAUAAGGAUUAAAGGAAAAAUAAAAUUAAUCUUUAACGACAAACGUGUUACGACACGUUAAGUUAAUAACGACGAGAAAAAAAAUCCAAGUAAAAAGAAAAACUGAAGCUAAAAGAGAGUAAAGUAAUGGGAAGAUGGUGAAAAAGUACUACGGUCACUGGCAUGGGUUCGCAAUCGCUAGAAAUAUUGAGACAAGGUGUCUGGGCGAGCUUGACAGGAGGCUGGUUUUACGAUCCACAUCUAGAUGUUUUUUCCAAUACAUUUCAUCUUUACGUAUGGCUCUUCUUACUAUGUUUCCCUUUUACUAUUUAUCUUUUUUUACCUCCCACGUUUCACGUUUGGCUGGCAUACUGCGCAUCUAUCUUGAUGCUAUUUGGAACAAUAAAAUGUGUGAAUCAUGCACUUCAUUGUGUAUACGACACAGGGAAACGUCUGGAAGAACCAGGACCAUGUGUGAGUUUGAAAAAAUCCGAGAGCGAAAAACAACGUGCUGCUCGUAGUAAAUGCAUUGAUCGGUGUUUAGAUCAAGCUGAUCUUGGCAUUGAAUUACAAAUAUUAAAUGGGAAAACUGAUACACCUCCCGUAGAAUGUUCAUCGAGAAAUUCAUACAUCGAACAAAAUGCACCUAGUGCUGACGCUGAUAGUAUUACUUCUGAAUAUAAUCGUGACAAACCAAAUUCUACGAUAGAUUUAAAAGUUGAAAUUCAUCGAAAAAAUAGUUCAGAGAGCUCUGAAGAAGCACAGCAAUUAAGUAAACCUACUGUUACUUGUAUAAAUGUGCAAGAUGCUGAAUUAGUUUCUACACAAGACCGUGAACCCCGACUGAGAACUAAAAUUGAUGAUUGGCGACUAACACAUCAAACGUGUGUUGUACAAAUAAAAGAUCGUCCGAGUUCUCGUAAAUUGUGCAGACACGCAUCCGAAGAUUCUCAAAGUCGGCAUACAAAUCAAGGUACACUUGGUAAAACUGGCUCUGAAAGUCGAAUUAAGCAAACAAGCUCUUUGGAAUUGGAACAACAUGGUGAAGAUUAUCCUUAUUGGAAAUCUAAUCAGAGUGUUCGUCGUCUUACAUCUAAUUCCAUACCCAUGGAAACUCAUCUCACGACGGAUCAUCCUCAAAGUUUAGAAACUAUUUCUAAGAAAAAAGAUUUGGAUAAAAUAAAAAUGCCUUCACAUCCGCAGUCAUUGGAGGUGAUUGCAAAAAAACUUCAUCAACAACAAGUACAUCCUCAGAGUUUAGAAACAAUUGGUGCUACUAUUAAAAAUGUAGAUGCGUCAGACGACAAUAAUUUACCCCUUCAUCCUCAGAGCUUAGAAACAAUUAAUACUAAAAAGAUAUUACCACAAAAUACUUUAAAAAGAAAUCAACUUCAACUAUUACCGUAUUUAAGUUACGGUUCUGAAAUAGUUCAUCCGAUUGCCGAACAAAGUGACGAACAAUUUGCUAAUGAAAGUGCCGGUGGAUUUAGUCUUAGAGACUCUUACAGUCCCUUACUUACGAGAAAAACAAUAGGUGAUAGUAGUACCUGCCCAAAUCGCGACCGAAGUUUAAGUGCCGGUGGUUUUGAAGAUAGAUUUUCUAGAUUUAAUGGAGAAGUAGUGAUAGACAAUGAUUCAGCUAAUUCCCGUGAAGCUCUUUUAGAUAAAGGACAAUCAUCGUUCAGUCGGAGAUUCAGCAAUGGUAGUCGGAGUAGUCAUGAAUUGUCAGAUGGUGAUAGACGAAAAGAAUCACAGGAGGAUAACGUUAAUAGGGUUGAUGAUCUUGUUAAUUCAGGCAGUGUUGUUGGGCUUGAUUGGCUCUUUGAGAAUCAUGAAUGUACUGCUGAGUCUUGGGCUAAUAAAAUUUAUUGGACGUUCACUCGUUCUGACGAUACGGACACUUCGGAGAGUCUUCAAACAGCUAGUACUGAUUAUUUUCACUCAAAAGAACCAGACUCUGGGUCUUCGAGUACAACAACAUUGAGUAUUGACAACGAAGUAAGGAAAACUCUAUUACCUGCACCAAGUACGAUAGACAGUAAACGUCAUCAAGGCGCUAUUCCUAAGCAAAACCGUCCGAAAGUAUGCCCAGAAAAUUUAAUAAAUAAUUCAAUAAAUAUAUGUUCAGCAUUGGAAACUUCGACGAAUAAACCACGACGGACUAUUGAGUCACGUCGCGAUCGUGAUAGAAAACAGGCAAAAGAUAAUAGUCAAUUUGAGCAAGCCAGUAGUUCAAACAACGAAUUAAGUACUUUACUUUCGACUCCUGCUCCUCCACUGCUGGCAUCUCUGCUUAAAUCUGAUUCUCAAGUUAGUGGGUCUAAUGGUCCCGAUAAUGCCCCAUCUGCUGUACGGAUUGAAAUUCCUGUACCUAAUAUAUCAAGGAGAAACAGAACUAGAAGACUGAAACGUCAACGAGUAUAUCGCAGACCAAGACAUGAAGAUAAUGUAGGUGUUUUUACAGCACUUGAAGGUUUGAUAUCUAAUGGAGAUUAUCACAUUGCAACAAAUCAUAAUGAUACCAGUGAAGGUGCCAUUCAUUAUUUUCAUGACGAUAAUGGCCGUUGGUUUGCGUAUAAAUUUGAUGAAAAAGAUCCGACGUCUGCAACAACAGCACCGGUACCACCUGGUGGUAUCAAUGAUAAAUUUAUAAAUUCUUUAUUACAUCAACAACAGCAGCAGCAGCAGCAACAGCACCAUCAACAGCAAGCUCAGCAACAACAGCAGCAACGCAGUCAUAAUAUUCCUCUCGAUGGUAAUUGUCUUACUGAUUCAUUAAGUAAUAGUUACAGUAGUUUGUCAAUGAAUUCUGCUGGAUUAACAUUAAUUAUUGAUUCUCCACCAGUGUUAUCAAGCCCUGCCAAUAAUCAAACAAAAACACAAAAUUCGUUACCAGCAAAUAUUUUAUCAACAAAUACUGAUGGUAAUUCAAAUGUAUUCGAUCAACCAACGGUUUUAUUUGAUCAUGACUUUUACUGUCAAAUACGUGCAUCAAGAAAUUGUCGUAUACAUCAUCUAUUUGAAAAUAUAAAUGUUAAUGCACAACAACCAGAAAAUCAGAAUCAAGUGGUAGUACUGCCAUUACCGAAUCAUCAAGAGUCUGAUAUUCAUAAUAGUUCAUCGUGGAAUAGAUUUUGUGAUGGUAUGGAUCCAAAUGAUUCAAAAUCAAAACCUACGAGACAUUAUUAUAAAUGGAAAAUUGGUAAACUUCCUCAUAUUAAAGUAAGAUUUGACAGGUUAUCGCUGCUGGCUUUGCUCGAUCGUAAUUUGACAAUUUUAGAGACAACAAUAUCAACUAUUCUUGCAGUUACUGUUGCUGGUCUUGGAUUACAGUUACUGCAAAAAGGAUUUUACCGUGAUAUAUUUGCUUUUAUUUUUUGUUUUGUGACCGCUGGAUGCCAGUAUUCAUUACUAAAAUCUGUUCAACCAGAUGCAGCCUCACCAACACACGGAUUUAAUCGUAUAAUCGUAUUUUCACGAUCCGUUUACUAUAUUAUUGUUUCAAGUAUAGUUCUUAUUCUCAAUGAAUCACUGCAUAAUUUUAAAAAUUCCGAAUUUCAAGUCUAUGGUUUACGUGUAACUGAUUACGAUACAAUUAAUCAAGUUAAAAAUAUUUUACUUAUAUUUUUACUAGUAUUCCCGUUAAUUUUUUCCCUUGGUCUUUUUCCGCAAAUAAAUACAUUUCUUAUGUACGUCUGUGAGCACUUAGAUAUCCACCUGUUUGGCGGUACCGCUACUACAUCUCUUGUCUCGUCAAUCUACAGCCUCGGUCGCAGCGUAGUAACAGUAGCUAUUUUGUAUGGAUUUGCUUAUGGUGCAUUGACAGAGCCAAAAUCAUCCCAGCAUAUAUUAUUUUCUAUUUUUGCUGGGCUUUUAGUUGCCAUAUCUUAUCACUUGAGCCGAUCAUCGUCAGAUCCCAGUGUGAUAUGGGACAUUGUCAAGACAAAUGUAUGGCCACCAGAAAUGUACCUCGAGGAAAUAGGAGCCAAAGUUAUUGAAAAUACAUCAAGACAAGACUCAACACCAGCUACAAUUGUUACUACUACCACCGCAACUAUCAACAAAGAUACUAAGAUAAGAACAACAGGUCGAAAAAAGGAUGUAAAAAUAAAAGUUGGAGAACAAAUAACAGAUUCUGAAUUAGUUGAUCCACUUCCAAAAAAAUUACGGAAUACUGUAAAAGCGAGACUGAAGAAUGAUCUGAUAGUUUGUAUAGUUAUUGGUGUAUUAUCAUUUAUAAUUCAUUGUUCAACAAUAUUUACAGCAUUACAAUCUCAAAUUAAUCAUGUUCUUUGGGGUGUAGUCAGUUGUCUUGGAUUUAUUUUACAUUAUAUUAUACCGCAAUUAAGAAAACAAUUACCGUGGUUGUGUUUAGCUAGGCCAGUAUUAAGAAGUCACGAACACGCACAAUUUGAAGUUCGUGAACCCGUUAAAAUAAUGUGGUAUGAAAAAAUCUACGUUUAUUUGUGUUUUAUUGAACGUAAUAUACUGUAUCCAAUAGUCUUCCUAUGGGCACUAACAGAAUGCUCAUCAAAAAUAGUCACUAAAUUUGGUGAAAAUGUCGGUGCAUUAAUAAUUGUCGUUUGUGGAUUAAAAUCAUUAAGAUCAGCUUACGCAGAUCCAUCAUCGCGUUACUUAGUGUUGGCAUUUUCAUUAUUAUUUUUUCGUUAUGACUAUAAACAUUUAAGUGAAUCAUUUUUGGUGGAUUAUUUUGUUACAGCGAUAGCAUACGCUAAAAUUCACGAAUUAUUAUUGAAGAUACGUUUUGUGAUAACUUACAUUGCACCUUGGCAAGUAACAUGGGGGAGUGCAUUUCAUGCUUUUGCCCAGCCAUUUUCAGUUCCACAUUCAGCGAUGCUUUUUCUCCAAGCAACUAUAUCAGCUAUACUGAGUACACCAUUAAAUCCAUUACUGGGCAGUGCAAUAUUUAUAUGCUCCUACGUACGACCGUUAAAAUUUUGGGAACGUGAUUAUAAAACACGCCGUGUGGAUCAUUCAAAUACACGGAUGUCAUCGCAUUUAGAGCGCAAUCUUGGCGCAGAUGAUAAUAAUCUUAAUUCAAUAUUUUAUGAACAAUUAACACGAUCUCUUCAGCAUAGUUUGUACGGUGAUUUGGCACUUGGAAGAUGGGGUAAUGUCGAGCAGGGUGAUUGUUUUUUACUUGCCUCAGACUACCUCAAUUGUCUUGUUCAUGUUAUACAAUUGGCAAACGGACUAGUCACUUUUCAAUUACGUGGACUUGAAUUUCGUGGGACUUAUUGCCAACAGCGUGAAGUGGAAGCUAUAUCAGAGAGUAUAGAAGAAAACGAUAACUGUUGUUGCUGUGAAAUGGGCCACUUUUCAAAUGUAUUGAGUAUGAAUGCGGCGUUUGGACAACGAUGGCUCGCGUGGGAAGUUGCUAGUGCCAAAUAUGUACUUGAAGGAUACUCGAUUUCGGAUAAUUCUGCGGGUUCAAUGCUUCAAGUAUUUGAUUUUCGUAAAGUCCUUGUUACUUAUUAUGUUAAAAGUAUUGUUUUUUAUGUUAUUAAAUCCGCUAAAUUGAAACAAUGGUUAGACAAUAAAGAUAUCACGGAUUCUCUUAAGCCAACUUUAGAAAAAACUUUUGUCGAUUUAGAUCCUGUUUUUAAUAUGAAUAUUGAUGAAGAUUUUGAUUUUCGUGCAAAUGGUAUAUCAAGAAGUAGUUUUUGUAAUGUUUAUCUAGAUUGGAUACAAUUUUGCGCUGUUAAAGUUGAUAAAACUCUUGAAAGAACACGUGAUUCUUAUCUUGUAUCACUGUGUUUAGCAUUAAGUCUUUUAGGUAGACGUGUACUUGGAGCAGCUUCUCACAAUACUGUAUCAAGUGUUGAAUUUUUUCUUUACGGUCUUCAUGCACUUUUUAAAGGUGAUUUUAGGAUAACGUCAGUACGUGAUGAAUGGGUACUUCAUGACGUAGAUUUACUUAAAAGUGUCGUAGCCAAAGGUGUAAGGAUGGCACUAAAAUUACAUCAAGAUCACUUCAUGAGCCCCGAACAGUACGAUGAUCCUGCAGCGUUGUAUGAGGCAAUUGAUAAUCAUGAUCGUCAUUUAGUUAUCAGUCACGAAGCUGAUCCUCUUUGGCGUAAUGCUGUGUUAAGUGGUGCACCGAGUCUUUUAGCGUUACGACACGUUGUUGAUGAUGGCAUUGAUGAGUAUAAAGUUAUUAUGUUAAAUAAACGUUUUUUGAGUUUUCGUGUUAUUAAAAUGAAUCGUGAGUGUGUGCGUGGACUAUGGGCUGGUCAACAGCAAGAAUUAGUUUACUUAAGAAAUCGUAAUCCAGAAAGAGGAUCAAUACAAAAUGCCAAACAAGCAUUGAGAAAUAUUAUUAAUAGCUCCUGUGAUCAACCAAUUGGAUAUCCAAUUUAUGUAUCGCCACUUACUACUAGUUAUGCUGAAACAAAUAAACAACUUUGUUCUAUUGUUGGAGGACCAUUUAGUUUAAAUACUAUUAAAAAUAAUGUACUCAAAAUAUGGAGAAAAGUCAGAAGAAGAUGUGGUGAAGGCUGUUCUUCAGGUGGUACUGGAUCUCAAGAUGAUGGAGGAUUUGGUAACGAUGGCGUUUAUGCAAUGACUACUUACAAUAUUCAUUCUGGAUACAGUCAAUCUGGUCAUAACACUUCUGGAUCUCAAUCGAUGGAUUCUGGGUGUCAAAUAGGAGGAUCAACAGGCCGUGGAUCACUUGGAAGAGCUAAUACUGGUUCACUGGGUGGAAAUCGAGGUUCUUUGGCUUCUGUUGGUAAACCAACAAGUUCAACUCUGGCUAGUCUUGCUGGAUUAUUAAGCAACAACGAUAUUAAAACAGAAUCUAAAUGUGAAACGAGCUUUUCCAAUAAAGACAAGGAAGAAAUAUCACAACGAGUGAGAAUAAUGGAUCCAAAUCAAGUUUACGAUGCUAUUAAUCUUGGUAGACGUAUUGACGUUAUUUGGCCAGAUGAAAAAAUGCGACAGCAAGGUGGCAGAUCAGGCUGGCAGCAUUGGGUACCUGAAAGAGGUAUGGAAGGCUGUGUUGUUCAUCGAUGGUUACCGAAUCAUCGUGACCCUAAUCGACGUUCACAUGUCGAUAAAGUUAUUUUAUUGGUAAAAAUAGAAGACAAAUUUGUGCCGAUUGCUGAACAAGGUGUAAGAGAUUUAGGUGCUGAGGUGUGAGGUUUGAUUUCAUUUUAAAGAAAAAUAUCUUUUUCUUCUUCCACUGAUUUUAAUAAUUUCUUACCGAAAAACUGAAACAAGGUUGAUGUAUAGAACAAAAAAAAAAAACAAACAAAAUAAAAUGUGUGAUUAUUAAUUAGUGAUAGACAUUGUUUUGAUACAAUGUAUUGACAUUUCUUACGAAACAACAGAGCGAUAUUGUUGUACUUUCGUAUUGUAAUAUAUUGUGUAAUAUAAUGAAUUUUAUGUAAUUAUAAAUGAUUUUAAAUUAUCAGAUCGUUGCUUUUAAAUAGUACGAAAUAGCUUAAACAAAAUCUAUAUAAAUUAAUAUUAAGGUAAAACAAAACUAAUUGUAUAUAAUUGUAUAGGAAAAAUACUCUUCGUUGUGAUUCAUUAUUGAAAUACUUAUUUGAUUUUUAAUUCGGGAGAAUUCAACGGUAACAUAUGAGUAUAUUGUAUAAAUAAAAAAAAAUAAAAUGUGAAUUAAUGCGAUUAUUAAGAUUUGUAAAUAACGUCAUGCGUGUUUUUCUACAUUUUGUUACAUUUUUUUUAAAGAAAACUAUAUGUAUUUAUUAAUAAGCUGUAAAUAGCCAUAAGAACUUAUAGAAGCAUUAAAGAUGAUAAUAUAAUGUUCAAAUAUUAAAUAUUAAGAAUUAAAGUGAAGAAAAAACGAGAAAGAGAGAAACAGGUUUAAAAAUAUAUAGUGAAAUAUCUUCUCAGAUGAAGACAUAUCUAUUAUUAAAUCAGACGCUUAUUUAAUUAUUUUAUGUUAAAAAUUAUUGUCAUUAUUGUAAUCAAAUGGUUAUUUAACCUUUAUUAGUAAUUAUUGUAUCUGUUAUUUUUUUUUAUACAUAUAUAUCCUGUUAGCUUUUUUUUUCUUUUUUUGAUUAAUUAAAAUCUUAAUUUCACAAUCAUUGUUUACUUAAUUUUUUAUCAAAACGAAUUGUUUUAUUUUGUGAAUAUUAGCACUUCAAUGUGAAUCAUUAAUACUAGAGAAAAUAGUAUGAGUAUUGUUUGAAUUGAAAAUGAAAUUUUUUAAAUAAUACGUUCGAUAAUUUAAGUAUAAAAAUCAGUUAAUCACAGCAUUGCCUUAUCGAGGUGUAACUCUAAACACCUGACUGAUAAUAAAAAAGAAAUAAAAUGAAGAAAAAUAAUAAUAAACCUUAGGUAGUUUCAAUUGUUGGUAAAGUCGGUAUUUAAAUUAUUUAAAGAUAAAAAAAAUAUUAUAAACUGUUAAUAAAUAUUAUUAAUUAGAGGGAGAGAAACAGUCAAGUGACAAAUUAUAUAAUCGUUUUUAUCGGCCUAUUUCUCUUCUAUUUCCAUCAUUAAAUUUGUCAUAUGAAGGAUCGUUAAUAAUUAUUAUUUGAAUUUAAAAAAUUAUAAAGUAAAUUUUAAACUACAAAAAAUAAAAAAAGACUCAAUUCAAAUAACUAAACAAUUUUUGUGCAAUCUGUUACCUAUAUUUAUAUAAUACACGCUUUUUGAAGCACAUCGAUUAAUCAAGUUACACAUUUAAAUAUUAUAAAACACUUUUUAAUGACAAAAGUAUUCUGUAAAUGUAAAUAAUUAUCAAAUGCUUAUUAAUUAU